This is a messenger RNA of Acipenser ruthenus (sterlet), 2476 nucleotides long. Its product is annotated as caM kinase-like vesicle-associated protein. Bases 215 to 2320 code for a protein of 701 amino acids. The record is from RefSeq and is a predicted model, not a curated record. NCBI's taxonomy places the organism in Eukaryota, Metazoa, Chordata, Actinopteri, Acipenseriformes, Acipenseridae. Gene Ontology annotation, molecular function: calcium/calmodulin-dependent protein kinase activity; calmodulin binding; ATP binding. Gene Ontology annotation, biological process: peptidyl-serine phosphorylation. Gene Ontology annotation, cellular component: intracellular anatomical structure. The transcript has 10 exons.
GUCUGCCUCUCCCUCUCUCCCUGUCUGUGUGUCUCUCCCUCUCUCCCUGUCUGUGUGUCUCUCUCUCCCUGUCUGUCUCUCCCUCUCUCCCUGUCUGCCUCUCCCUCUCUCCCUGUCUGCCUCUCCCUCUCUCCCUGUCUGCCUCUCCCUCUCUCCCUGUCUGUGUGUCUCUCCCUCUCUCUCUGUCUGUUUGCCUUCUCAUGAAGCUGUCGCCAUGCCAUUUGGGUGCCUUGCCUUGCGGGAGGGACGGAACUACAACAGCCUAUCAGAAAUCACUGACAAGUACGAGAUUGGACAAGUGCUGCGAGCGAAGGAGUUCUGUGAGCUGUGCCUGGCGAAGGACAGACAGACGAACAAGGUCUUCGGCUGCAAGAAAUUCAUCAAGAAAGACGGACGCAAAGUCCGCAAGGCGGCCAAGAAUGAGAUCAUGAUCCUGAAGAUGGUCAAGCACCCCAAUAUUCUUCAACUCAUUGACACUUUUGAGACCAAAAAGGAAUAUUUCAUUAUACAGGAACUUGCCAGCGGAGGAGAUGUGUUCGACUGGAUCCUGGACCAGGGAAACUACACAGAGCGAGACGCCUCCCGGGUCAUCAAGCAGGUUCUGGAGGCCGUGGCGUACCUGCAUUCACUGAACAUCGUCCACAGAAACCUCAAGCUGGAGAACCUGAUGUACUACAACCACAACAAUCACAACAAGGUGGUUCUACGGGAUUUCUACCUGUCCUGCUUUGAGAAUGGCUCCAUCACUGAGCCCUGCGGCACCCCGGAGUACCUGGCUCCAGAAGUUGUAGCCCGACACAGAUACGGUCGCCCUGUUGACUGUUGGGCGGUGGGCGUCAUCAUGUACAUCCUUCUGUCGGGAAACCCUCCUUAUUACGACGAGACGGAAGAAGAGAACACAGACCUCCACAAUCGCUUCAUUUUCUGCAAGAUCGUGGCGGGGGAGUUCGAGUUCGAUUCUCCUUACUGGGAUGACAUCUCACCUGCAGCCAAGGCGCUGGUGUGUCGAUUGAUGGAAGUGGACCAGUUGCUGCGGAUCUCUGCGCAGGACGCUCUGUGUCAUGAGUGGAUCGCUGGGGGCGGAGCAUCAGAGAAGAAUCUGAAGGAUGGCGUCUGUGCUCAGAUCGAGAAGAACUUUGCCAAAGCAAAAUGGAGGAAAGCAAUCCGAGUCACCACCUUCAUGCAGAGACUCCGCACCCCGAGGAGUUCCAUGAGCGUCUCUCACGAGGUCACCAUCGAGAACCUUCCGGAACCUUCGGAGAACCAGCAGUCGCACAAGCCCCCCGCCAUGCUGAUUCUGAGCCCUUCCGUCGGCCUGUCUCCCACAGCUACCAUGGGUAACCUUCCAGAUCACUCCAACCCCCCUCCUCUCCCCCCCCAGCCCUCCCCCGCUCGGCCAAACCUUCCAGAACCCAAGAGCAAAGCCGCUCCGGGAGAGACCAGCUCUUGGAAAAUGGCAGCCGUUCUAGAUCACGGAAGUGAGAACAAGGUUCCAGAUCAAACCAAGCCCUCGCUUGCCAAGGUUCUAGAUCGCAAGGAGCCCAGAACGGCCAUCGCUAUUCUAGAUCACAAUCGGGAGGAGAAGACGACGGGCUGUCACGAUCACAGUGAGAGGAAAUCCACUCCAGAUCAAAGCCAGAGUAAGAAGGUCAUUGUUCUUGAUCAGAGUGAGGAUAGGAAAUUGCAUGGGGUUCCGGGUCAAACGGAGAGGAAGUCUCCUGCCGCUUUAGAACAGCGCAAAAUGACAGCUGUUCUAGAUCGGAGAGACAAGGAACCGGGCCACACUCAAGAUCAGGGUGACAAAAAAUCGCUUCUAGAUCAACACCGGGGAGAGAUGGCUGUCUUUCAAGAGCAGGACAAGGCAAAAAUGACUGACAGGGCAGCUGCUGCUAGCGUUCUAGAUCAGAAGCCAGUGAUCACCGUUCUAGGUGAAGACAAGUGGAAAAUGGACACAGUGAUAGAACAAAUCGAGAAGCAGAUGGCAGCCGUUUUAGAGAAGAUUGAAGGGGAAAUGCCCUCCCUUCUAGAGCAGAUCAGCGACAGGCGAGAUUCAGAAAGGGAGCUAGGUUACAGGCAUUCUGUUCUUGAUCACUCACCGUCAGUCUCAGAGCAGAGGGAGAGGCAUGUUCUAGAUCACAGGAGCCCAUUUUUAGAUCGGAGGCAGGUUCUAGAGAGAGGGGGUGGAGCGGGUGGGUCUAGACCCAGCCUCCCACGCCUCACCAUUGUCCCAGCAGCGGACUCCCACUCCGAGGAGCCAAUCACACACGAGGACGGCGGAGCUGACAGCAACAGGAGCCAAUCAGAGAGGGAGCAUGUCUAGGGAUGAAAGCAGCGACUGAGAAGGCAGAGCCACGCAUUUUUAAUGUGGGGAAAAAAAUACAAAUCUACUUUCCUAUUGCUUUUCCUUUAUCGACUGAGCAGCUUCUUGCUGUGAUUUCUGCAUUCUGUAUUCUCAAAUUCUUUCAAUAAAACUUUG